AUAUUUUGUUCAACCAUGGAUGAAUAAAUGGAAUGAGUACAAAGAUAGUAAACCUGAAAAUAGACUUUUAUAUCGCUUAAGAAAUGCAGAGACCUUUGAAGAAUGGCAAGAUAGAGCAAGAGACUUGGACAAGUAAGCAAACACAUAUAUGUGUAUCAAUGCUUACAAUCAUUAUAAUAGAUACUUGAAAAAUGAUGCAUGGGUUCAAAAACCUGAAUCAAGAGUGUACGACAACAAGUUGAUAGCUUCUAGACUAUAUCAUUUGAAGAAAGCCCGGGAAGCGAAUGAUGUGGACAGCAUGGCUUAUUUGUUAAGAAGUGGCCUACUAAGAAACUUUGGGGGUAUUUGUGACCGAAAGCUAUUUUCUCAUUCAUAUUUGGGAACAAAAAAAUUAAUUCAAGACUAUAUGGAAGAAGUGGUUGCUCAAAUCGAACAUAUUGAGUCUACCCCUGACUUUGAUUCACAAGCUAAGAUCAAGUUUUUUAGUGAUGCUCGUCAAAGUUUUGGAUGUUCUGCAUUAGUACUCCAAGGUAGUACUGCACUUGCUCUUUACCAUAUUGGUGUAGUGAAAGCAUUGAAUGAACAAGGGCUCUUGCCUCGAAUCAUUAGUGGUACAGCCAUUGGUGCUAUGAUUGCUGCUUUGAUUUGUAUCCACACAGAUGAAGAAUUACCUCAUAUUCUACAGCCUGAAGGUAUCAACCUUACCGCUUUUUCUAAAAAGGGAAAGACUGGUCAUUUCAAGAGACGUAUUACUCGAUUUAUGAAGUACGGUUACUUGAUGGAUAUGAAAGUGUUACAAGAAUGUGUGCGUGAAAAUGUAGGAGAUUUAACCUUCGAGGAAGCUUAUGCCCGAUCAAAACGAGUCUUGAACAUUAGUGUUUCAUCAAGUCGUACUCAAGAAGUCCCUCAGAUUCUUAAUUAUUUGACUGCUCCCAAUGUCCUCAUCUGGAGUGCUGCUUGUUGCUCCACUGCCUCUGUUGGUCUGUUUGGUAGUUGUGAUUUAAUGGCCAAGGAUAAAAAUGGCAACAUUGUCAAAUGGAGUUCUUCUGCUGUCAAAUGGAAUCAUUGGUCAGAAAAAUCCUCUUCUGAAACUGAAGAGCCUCUUAAUCGUCUCUCCGAACUGUUUAAUGUAAAUCACUUUAUUGUUUCUCAGGCAAGUCUGUAUGCUAUUCCGUUUAUAUCCAAAGCACAAAACCUUCAACAUGAAACAUUGCUUCACAAAUUCGCAUUUAUCAUUGCCUCUGAAUUCAAACAUCGUCUUUAUCAGUUAGAUCAACUUCAUUUUUUGCCUCAUACUUUCCGUGGUGUAAUUGAAGAGAAAAUGUCGGGUAAUGUUAAUAUUGUGCCUGAACUUGCUUUAUAUGAUUUCAAUAUUUUGUUUUCAAAUCCAUCACAUCAAUCUUUGGCAUAUUGGAUUUUACAUGGUGAAAGAUCAGUUUGGCCAUUGAUAGCUUUUAUCAGAACAAGAUGUAUGAUUGAAUUAGCUUUAGACAGAGCUGUCUUGAGAUUGAAAGCAAUGAAUGUAGAAAGAGAGCCUGUUGUUGUUCGAAGUCGCUAUAUUGAAAACAAAAAGAGAGCUAGAUCAAUGCAUUAAUCUCUAAAUAAAGUUUAAGCAAAUAGGGUCA
Messenger RNA from Gilbertella persicaria, 1625 nucleotides. RefSeq names its product acyl transferase/acyl hydrolase/lysophospholipase. Gene Ontology annotation, molecular function: triacylglycerol lipase activity. NCBI's taxonomy places the organism in Eukaryota, Fungi, Mucoromycota, Mucoromycetes, Mucorales, Choanephoraceae. Bases 149 to 1594 code for a protein of 481 amino acids. The record is from RefSeq and is a predicted model, not a curated record. The transcript has 12 exons. Gene Ontology annotation, biological process: lipid metabolic process.